GAAAAGGAAAUUGCAACAUGUGCUGAAGUCUCCACAGAAGAGGAAGUCAAAGCAGGGAGUCUUAGCUUAGAAUUAAGCUUUUAAAAAAAAGAUGUUUUUACAGGAUUUUCAAGUGACCUGAGGAGGCUGCUGCCUUUAUGAACGGACUAUAGUAACACCAGGCUGCCAUGGGCUUGACUUCAGCGCUGGGAAGUGUUCUAUUUGUCCUUGGGUUAUCUGGGAUCUGCACAGGAUUUGUACAAGAGAACUGUACCAACUACAAGCUCCAAUUUGAGAGGAUUUACUCUGUUCCCGGGGAUAUGGCAAUGCUGAAUAGCACCUUGGUGUCUCCAGAUGUCUUCAACUUCACAACUGUCCCAUACAACAUCACCUGGUAUGAUUCAAAGACGGGUCAAGAAAUGAGCAACCAGACCGGUCGAAUCCUGGUGAAAGAGGAGACCCUGUGGUUUCUUAACGUAACGCUGGACGACAAUGGGGAAUACGUGACCAUAGUGAGAACUCCUUUUCGGUGCUACAGACAGGCCACCAAGCUGAUAGUGGAUAGUCUUACUGGCGAGUGUGGAAGGCCAAGGAAAGUUGAUCAGACACUUAUGAAUGGAGUAGCUGACACCCUGUCCUGCCCUCUGAAAGACUAUAUGAGUAAACUGGACAGCUACAACAUCAGUUCCUCCAUCAAGUGGUACAAAGGUUGUGAGCACAUAGUGGAUGGGACAGGCAAAUAUAGCUACAGGGAUAUGACAACACUGAUGAUUCAAAGGGUGGAACCUCAAAACAAUGGCUCCUACACCUGUACUCUGACCUUCACCCUUGGUGGCAUCACAGGAUCCGUGUCAGAGACAAUUGAUGCAAGGAUCAGAGAGGUGUACUCUUUGGUUCCUCAAGUGCGAGAACCAGCCAGUGAAAUAAUCAAGGCAGAGAUAGGGUCCAGUUUCAGCAAACGAUGCCUUGUGUUUGUGCCCGGUGUUGGGAAGCCCUUUGUUUCUAUCCUUUGGAUAGCCAGAGACAAAUUCAUUCGCAAUACACAACCCUCUGACCGUGUCUACACAUCACAAACAAGUUUUAACAUCCAGGAUGUUCCUGAUAAAGGUGCAUGGUUGGAGCGUCUGCUGAUAAUUUCUGAGCUGAGGGAGGAGGAUUUUCACAUCAACUACACUUGUCGGUCAUACAGUUCCCGGGGCCAUCCUGAAGGAUAUUUUACUCUGCUACCAGCAGAUCCAAACAUCAUACUUCCAAUUGGAUCCGUGCUUGGUGGUGUGACAGUUCUCUUUAUCAUUGGUGUUGUCAUCUACUACCUUUUUAAGGUUGAUAUUGUGCUGUGGUUCAGGAGAGUGUUUCCAGUCCUCUAUACAAAUAAAGAUUUGGAUGGGAAGCUGUAUGAUGCCUAUGUGGCAUAUCCACAGCGCUGUGCCGUAGGAUUCAGCAAGGAAGUGGAGACGUUUGCCCUUCACACUCUGCCUCAAGUGUUGGAAAAGGCCUGUGGCUACAAACUCUUCAUAGCAGGCCGUGACUGCCUGCCCGGGCAUGCUGUCGUGGACUCAGUGGAAGAAAAUAUACAAGCCAGUCGCCGCCUCCUUCUGGUCUACACCGCCUCCACUUUCACCAGCAAAAGACACACAAGCAGCACUAGCAGCAACAAUAACAACCACCUCUCUAAGAACAGUAACAACAACGAAAACAGCGAAAGCAAGACCGAUGACAGCAGUAGCAGUAUGAGUUUUAAUGGCAGCGAUGAAGUCUAUCAAGACACAAGGCAGCAGUUGGAGUGUAUGGCAGCAAUGCACAGAGCGCUGGUGGAGGGAUCACUCAAG
Lates calcarifer (barramundi perch) is the source of this 1808-nucleotide messenger RNA. Its product is annotated as interleukin-1 receptor-like 2. NCBI's taxonomy places the organism in Eukaryota, Metazoa, Chordata, Actinopteri, Centropomidae. The record is from RefSeq and is a predicted model, not a curated record. Gene Ontology annotation, molecular function: interleukin-1 receptor activity. Gene Ontology annotation, biological process: signal transduction.